CGUCGAACAGGAAUCGAAUUGAAACGAUGACGGCGCCGGCGGCAGUGGUGCCGUACCACGCUCUCCACGACAACGGGUUCGCCUUCAUGGCCGGAAACGAGUUCAUUCGGUCGGGGUACCGCGUCCACUACUCAUCCAAGGACUGCGUCCGCUCGCUCUUCCAGUGGCACAACGAGACAUGGAACGUGUGGAUCCAUAUCGUCGGAUCCGUUGUCUUUCUCGCGCUGUUUGUUACGUCGGUCGGUGGCGACCCGGGAACAACGACACCGCAUUUGAAUGCAACAUCCGCCGCCAACCUCGUUGGCGUGGUGGACGUGCCGCAGUGGCCCAUGAUUUUGUUCCUCUCGAGUAUCGUCUCGUGCUUUGCCCUGAGUACGACCUACUAUCUCCUGUACGUCCAAAACGACUCAGUCGCGUCGGUAUACCUUCAAAUGGACUUUGCCGGCAUCAUCGCGUUCAUCGUGGGCUGCUACGUCCCGAGCAUUUACUACGCAUUCUACUGCGACCCGACUUGCCAAGCGGCGUACUUGGGCGUAGUCGGCGUGUUGGCGGUGGGACUGUUUGUCGCACUCGGCGUUCCUUCUAUCGGCCGCAACAAGGUGAUGCGCGUCAAGGCGUUCCUCGGUCUCAUUUUCUUUGCGGUCGUGCCCAUCGGACACGCCAUCUUCGCGUUCGGGUUCUGGGACGAUCAUGUUCAAUUGAUGAUCAAACCCGCCGUCACGUGCUCCGUUUUCAGCUUCUUGGGCCUCUUCCUCUACGUGACGCGGCUCCCCGAACGAUGGUACCCCGGCAAGUUUGACGUGGUCGGCAGCAGCCAUCAAUGGUGGCAUCUCUGCGUCGUCCUCGCCGCCCUCGCCUACUACACGAGCCUCCUCGAUCAUUACACGUGGCGGUCCAAAGUCGGUUGCCGCACUUGAUGCCGUUUCUUGGUCACCUUUGUCGUUUGGGCCAUCAAGGAAACCGUAGGCAUAACCCUCGAAAAAACGUGCCAUCUAUGUGU
Molecule: messenger RNA, 1000 nt
Organism: Aphanomyces invadans
Lineage: Eukaryota; Oomycota; Saprolegniomycetes; Saprolegniales; Verrucalvaceae
Exons: 1
Coding region: 27-917 (296 amino acids)
Cellular component (GO): membrane
Molecular function (GO): signaling receptor activity
Source: RefSeq, a predicted model, not a curated record